AUAAAAAAAUCCAAGAAGGGAGUCUUCAAAAGUGAGAGUUUGCACACGAAAGAUUGUAGUUUAAGAAAAUCCAUCGGGCAGCUUAGUCGUUAGCUGGGUGUCUGAAAGUGAGACUGAAAACUUGGGCCGUUGAAAGUUAGCUACGAGCCCUUCUAUUUUUGCCAAGUUUAAAUCGAAUACGGUUAAGAAUUUACUCAAAAUGAAGAAGUUUGUGCUUUUGGCUGUACUGAUUGUUGCUGCAAAUGCUCAAAAAUCAUCAUUCAAAUGUCCUGAGAAAGAUGGUCAAUAUGAAGAUCCAAUUCAAUGCGAUAAAUUCUACGAAUGCGUAGAUGGGGUAGCUACAGAGAAACUAUGCCCAGACGGUCUAGUUUUCGACCCUCUCAACCGGAAGAUUAACAAAUGUGAUCAGCCCUUCAACGUUGAUUGCGGAGACCGUAUUGAACUUCAACCACCAAAAAGUAAUACAUUCUGUCCACGGCGGAAUGGUUUCUUCGCUGAUCCUGAUCCUACAAUUUGCAACAUUUUCUACAAUUGCAUUGAGGGUGAAGCCACCAAAACCAAAUGUACUGUAGGACUUCAUUUCGACGAAUACAGUGGUACCUGCGUAUGGCCCGAUUCUGCUGGACGUAAAGGAUGUGUUUCCGAUGACCACAAACUCAAAGACGGUUUCUCAUGUCCAACUGAACCAAAACUAGAUGCAUCUGGUCAAGUUGUCGCCCAUCCAAAAUACCCACAUCCAAGCGAUUGUCAGAAAUUCUACGUUUGCUUGAGUGGCAAGGAUCCACGUGAUUUAGGAUGUCAAGUUGGUGAAGUUUACAACGAAGAGACUGAACGUUGUGACGCUCCUGAAAAUGUGCCUGGAUGUGAAGAUUGGUACAAGGAAGAUAAGAAGAAUUAAGUUACUUCCUAGGGAAAGAUAUCAAACAACUUAGUCGUACAAAUUAAGGAAAACUUCUAUGAAAAAUAGUUACCCCACGUUCCCCGUUUUCUGCCCCUAUAUAUGGAAAAUUCUUGUCAACAUAAUGACUGCGCCUUUAAUUUGAUAAAUGGUGAUGUUGAGAGUAUGUUUUUAUGCUGACGAUUAUGACUGAUAAACUUUACUUUAUAAUGCUAAUUUUUAAUAAUACGUACUAUUUUUGUUGUUAACUAUUUUUUUUUAUAAUUUUCGAGAUGUUUAAUCAUAAUUUUGAUCAAUUGAUUCUGAGUUUCGUGAGGCACGAAUGAGAUGAUAUUUUUUUAUAUUGCAUAUGUACAUAUGUUUUUUUUUAAUUUUAAAUGUAUAAAACAUGUUUAUUUCUAUAACUAUCAUCUUUUCUUUCUACUAUCACUUUCCCUUCUACUUUUCGCUUUUAUAAUAACUUCCACUUUCUUUUCUUGCACCGCAUACUUUAACAAAAUCAACAAUUUAAUUUUUGGUUUUUGAAAUUUCUUUUCUAUAUUUCACAGUUUGUAGUGUGUCGUGUGUAUGACGCUUUUCUUUUCUCGUUGUAUUUGUAUUUUAUCUUUAUAUCCAAAAGCCAUUUGCUUGAAGUUUACUAUUGCUGCCAUUUAAAUUUAUAGUUCCGCUUCAUCGAAGAGCACAAUAAUAGAAAUAAAACUCAAUUAUAAUUUCAAGAAUUAUGGCGCCUAUUGUCUGCCCGAGUUCUGGUCCAGGUUAUGGGUAGUUGUCUUUUUGCUAGUGUUGGACCUGCUCCUUUAUGCUUAUGACUUGCACUUUGCCGAACUGCACUGAACGUUUAUCUUAAAUCCUAGUCCACGUUCUUGAAAGAUCACGAACUGCAUUUUUUCAUGAUACUUUCCACAACUAAUUAUUUUCGAAAGAAUGCUAAACACCGAACUUCAAAAUGACAUACGCAAAGUUCUGCGAUGUGGAAGGAACAAAUCCGUUGCCUGUACGAAGUUUUCUUGCAGACGUUGAAGUUUGAGCUGGUUAGUUUCCUCUUCGUCGUCCUUGGAAUAUUGAUUCCCGUAGAAUUUAAUUUAUAAAAGGCGUAAAACCCCUACCAUGCAGGAAAAUUCCCGUCCUUGGCUCCUCUAUUCAAGGGAAGCGAGCGCGCGGCAGCCAAUCCGCAGCGGAUCAGUUGACAAGCAGAAAGAUGAAAGCAGCACCGCGCGCGUUUGCAAACAAAACGACUGCAGCGGCGGGAAUUUUUUAAAUUCAGCGCUCGGAGUGCCCGCGUUUUUUUCCGCAAGGAAUGAACAUUUUUUCAAGAUUGAAAUCAGUUUCUUAAAAAUAGAGGGACCUCAAUUUUUCAUUUAUUCAUUCUCUUGGAACUAAAGAUAUUUUUGACUAUUCUGCACCUAUCGCCUCUUUCUUUUUUUACCUUCAAAUGUAUCUGGCCUUAAGGAGUUUCUAUUACUGAUUAGGCCCAAUUUACAACUCAGACAAUUUCACUCUUCCUUUACUUUUUGCCUUAAGUGUGGUUGUGGUUUCCAUUUUCCGCCACAAUUUACUCAACAUUCUAAAAGAUACCUUUUUUCGUCCUCAGCCUUCUGGAUCAUGAAUAUUGAGCAACAUCUCGUUAGAUUGUUUCUAAUAGUUAAUACGACUGAAUGUCUUCUUUUUUCCGUACUGCUUUCAUUUCCUCUCAUGCCUAUUCCUUCUUUUUCUCAUUCCUAUUCCUAUUUCUCACUGAAAUUUUUCCAAACCUCUUAAAUUUUCAAUCAAUUCAAAAAUAUAAUUUUGUUUAAAAAAAAAUGUAUAUAUCAAAAUGUUUUUUAUUCCAAAAGCUCCUUCUAUUCUUCUCCUCUUGUCUACUAUCACUUUGAUUCACUCCUCAUUAUUCUACAAAUAAUAUCCCCUUUUCUAUUUUUAAUUAUUCUCAAUUUGUUGGCCCCAAUGGAUGGGUCCCAUUCUCACCUCCUCGCCAUCUUAAAGUCCUUCCCGGUCCAAAUUCCUCCCCAUUCUCAAAUCCUUGCGCGUGUGUGAUGAAUCCAUGUUUUCCGGUCUGUUUGACCACUUGCUCCUUCAACCGUGCUGCAACUUCUUGUACCUGCCCAAAUUUCAAUAUUUCUGGUGGUACUCCUUCUAAAUCUUUUAAGAUUUUCGCAUAACAACGGAAAAGGUACUAUCGGUUAAAAGGUUACUACAGCAAGCAGUUCCUUAGUAGUGCGUUGGUCCUACAUUUUCUUGUUUUUUUGUGCCUACACUACCCUACUCUGUCAAACUCAUUUCACCCUAUUUGCGUUGUUUAACCUGAAUCUAUCACUUUCUUACUUUUAAUCUUGUGUGUCCUUGUGAUGAAAUUGCAUGCAUUUGAUGGAUUUACUUAAUGUCUCCAGAAAUAUUUCCAGCAUAACUCUUCACUCU
Molecule: messenger RNA, 3310 nt
Organism: Hermetia illucens (black soldier fly)
Lineage: Eukaryota; Metazoa; Arthropoda; Insecta; Diptera; Stratiomyidae
Product: protein obstructor-E
Exons: 5
Coding region: 200-898 (232 amino acids)
Cellular component (GO): extracellular region
Molecular function (GO): chitin binding
Source: RefSeq, a predicted model, not a curated record